This is a messenger RNA of Macaca mulatta (Rhesus monkey), 3685 nucleotides long. RefSeq names its product AGBL carboxypeptidase 5 (gene AGBL5). Gene Ontology annotation, molecular function: metallocarboxypeptidase activity; zinc ion binding. The record is from RefSeq and is a predicted model, not a curated record. Lineage: Eukaryota; Metazoa; Chordata; Mammalia; Primates; Cercopithecidae. Gene Ontology annotation, biological process: protein deglutamylation; proteolysis.
ACUUCUUGUUUCCUGGCAGAGCGGGGUCCCGGCACCGCGGCGCUCGGGUGUUUUUGGGGGCCCGGGUGGAGGGCCCGGGUGCCGGGGCCCGAGGUGCGGCCUCGCUAGCGGGAGAGGGAGCGGGAUCACCGGCCCGGAGAGAGGUGAGGGGCUCUGCGCGGACUACGGGCCUCGCCAGCCCCGGCCCCGCCAGCCCCGGCCCCGCCCCCUUCUCUCAGCCCCUUCAGCCCAAGCCCUUCGAAGGCCACCCCGCCCCCGCCCCCCUCCCCCGCCCUGGCUUCCGCGGUGCCAACCCCGCGCAGCUCCGUGGCCUCACCUCUGACUCCUAGGCCCUCCCUGCCCAACCCCCUGCCGCGGGAGGUCGUCUCGACCCCUCCCAUGCCUCCCAGUCCCACCCUGCCCAGGACAAGCCCGCUCGGUGUGAACGGUUCCCCGCGAGUCGAGGGUGGAGAAGCCAGCCUCCUGCCCCCGAGUGGUACUCUAGCAGCCCACCUCUUUUAGGGGUGCUCAGAACACCCAUUACUCAUCCACAACUACUAGGGUAGCUUUCGCAGGGUGCAGUGCUUACGGGGCGGAAGGGUUUGGAAACAUCCCCAUGCCCUGGCUGGAAUGGAGCUCCUGUCGCUAGCUCUCAGGGCCAGAGCGGGGCAAGAGGAUGCUUUCCCAGCCCCACCAUGGAGCUGCGCUGUGGGGGAUUGCUGUUCAGUUCUCGCUUUGAUUCAGGGAAUCUAGCCCACGUGGAGAAGGUGGAAUCUUUGUCCAUUGAUGGGGAAGGGGUAGGAGGUGGGGCGUCAGCCCUGACCAGUGGCAUUGCCUCUUCCCCUGACUAUGAAUUCAAUGUGUGGACCCGACCAGACUGUGCUGAAACGGAAUUUGAGAAUGGGAACAGGUCAUGGUUCUACUUCAGCGUCCGGGGAGGAACACCAGGAAAACUCAUCAAGAUCAACAUUAUGAACAUGAACAAGCAGAGCAAGCUGUAUUCCCAGGGCAUGGCCCCCUUUGUGCGCACACUGCCCACCCGGCCACGCUGGGAACGCAUUCGAGACCGGCCCACCUUUGAGAUGACAGAGACACAGUUUGUGUUAUCCUUUGUUCACCGUUUCCUGGAGGGCCGUGGGGCCACCACCUUCUUCGCCUUCUGCUACCCCUUCUCCUACAGUGACUGCCAGGAUUUGCUAAACCAGCUAGACCAGCGCUUUCCGGAGAACCACCCUACCCAUAGCAGCCCCCUGGAUACCAUCUAUUACCAUCGGGAGCUCCUUUGCUAUUCUCUGGAUGGACUUCGUGUAGAUCUGCUGACGAUCACUUCCUGCCAUGGCCUUCGAGAAGAUCGAGAGCCCCGUCUAGAGCAGCUAUUUCCUGAUACCAGCACCCCUCGACCAUUCCGUUUCGCAGGCAAGAGAAUAUUCUUCUUAAGCAGUAGAGUACACCCAGGGGAGACUCCAUCUAGCUUUGUCUUCAAUGGCUUUCUGGACUUCAUCCUCCGACCUGAUGAUCCCCGGGCCCAAACCCUACGUCGCCUCUUCGUCUUUAAGCUGAUUCCCAUGUUGAACCCUGAUGGUGUGGUUCGGGGACACUACCGCACAGACUCACGUGGAGUGAAUCUGAACCGUCAGUACCUGAAGCCUGAUGCUGUCCUGCACCCAGCCAUCUAUGGGGCCAAAGCUGUGCUUCUCUACCACCAUGUGCACUCUCGUCUGAACUCCCAGAGUUCCUCUGAGCACCAGCCCAGUCCCUGUCUCCCUCCUGAUGCUCCUGUUUCUGACCUGGAGAAAGCCAACAAUCUCCAAAAUGAAGCUCAGUGUGGGCACUCAGCUGACAUAGAUAACGCUGAAGCCUGGAAACAAACAGAGCCAGCAGAACAGAAGCUCAACAGUGUGUGGAUUGUGCCACAACAGUCUGCAGCGCUUGAAGAGCCAGCCCCUGACACCAUCCCCCCCAAAGAGAGUGGCGUUGCUUACUAUGUGGACCUGCAUGGACAUGCUUCCAAAAGGGGCUGCUUCAUGUACGGAAACAGCUUUAGUGAUGAGAGCACCCAGGUGGAAAACAUGCUGUAUCCAAAGCUCAUCUCCUUGAACUCAGCCCACUUCGACUUCCAGGGCUGCAAUUUCUCAGAGAAGAAUAUGUAUGCCCGAGACCGUAGAGAUGGCCAGUCUAAAGAGGGAAGCGGCCGUGUUGCAAUCUACAAAGCCUCAGGGAUAAUCCACAGCUACACACUUGAAUGCAACUACAACACUGGACGCUCAGUAAACAGCAUCCCUGCUGCCUGCCAUGACAAUGGGCGUGCCAGCCCCCCUCCCCCGCCGGCUUUCCCCUCCAGAUACACUGUGGAACUAUUUGAGCAGGUGGGACGAGCUAUGGCCAUCGCAGCUCUGGACAUGGCGGAAUGUAAUCCGUGGCCCCGAAUUGUACUGUCAGAGCACAGCAGCCUUACUAAUCUUCGGGCCUGGAUGCUGAAACAUGUACGCAACAGCCGAGGCCUAAGCAGCACUCUGAAUGUGGGUGUCAGCAAGAAGAGGGGCCCUCGAACUCCACCCAAAAGUCACAAUGGGUUGCCUGUUUCCUGCUCCGAAAACACCUUGAGCCGGGCACGAAGUUUUAGCACUGGCACAAGUGCUGGUGGUAGCAGCAGCAGCCAACAAAAUUCUCCACAGAUGAAGAAUUCCCCCAGCUUUCCUUUUCAUGGCAGUCGGCCUGCAGGGCUGCCAGGCCUGGGCUCUAGUACCCAAAAGGUCACCCACCGGGUGCUGGGCCCCGUCAGAGAGCCCCGAAGCCAGGACAGGAGACGGCGGCAGCAGCCACUGACCCAUCGCCCUGCAGGCAGCCUUGCUCCAUCCCCAGCUCCUACUAGUUCUGGCCCAGCCUCCUCACACAAGCUGGGCUCCUGUCUACUGCCCGAUUCACUCAACAUACCAGGGAGCGGCUGCUCACUCUUGUCCUCCGGGGACAAACCAGAGGCCGUCAUGGUAAUCGGGAAAGGUCUGCUAGGGACUGGAGCUCGGAUGCCCUGCAUCAAGACUCGAUUGCAGGCUAGGCCCAGGUUGGGCCGGGGCUCACCGCCGACUCGCAGAGGGAUGAAAGGCUCUUCAGGCCCCACAUCCCCUACCCCCCGGACCAGGGAGAGCAGUGAGCUGGAGCCGGGACCCUGCUCUGCUAAACCAGGGCUGCCUCAGGCCAGGCCCCCACGGCCCCGCUCUGCCCCUGCCUUUUCUCCUAUAUCCUGUAGUCUGUCUGACUCCCCAUCCUGGAAUUGUUACAGCGGGGGUCCCUUGGGCCAACCUGAGGUUUGUUUUGUCCCUAAAUCUCCCCCACUCACUAUUUCUCCCCGGGUCUGAUAAUGCCUUUAUGUUGAAGCCCAAGAUAUAGCCCCAAGAUGGGGUAACACGUGGGAAAUAUGCUAGUUCCCCUCCAGGCCGCUGAUUCCAUGUGACAGCCGUUAAGUCCUUGGAAUGCCAGCCACGCUGUCCAAAGCAUUAAAGAGCAGCACCUUGAGACAGAACAAAACAGGGACCUGCCACCCCUUCCUUCCCUCCACAGCACAAGAUUUUGGGACCACAAAAAAAAAUCUAUAUUUUUAUAUUGGGGGGAGGGAGUAGAAAAGCAAGCCCCUAUACUGGGCCCUAUUCAGUGGCAGCUUCUUGUUCCAUAGGAUUAAGGAAGACUUUGAGGAAAUAAAAGUUGUUUG